UUUUUUUUUCAGGAUAGGAACCCCAGUGUUGCUGUCUAAUUAAAAUUAAGAGCAUGCUAUCAAAAAGUGAAGCAAUAGUCUGGUCCGUGCUCUUCUCAACCGAAGCUCUUGCGAUCGUCGCUGGUAACCUUUUCUCGAUAUUAAAAUUUGCUGACACUGGCCAGCUACACAGGCGCAGUUCCUAUCUACUGAUAAACCUGGCAGCCGCGGAUAUGCUAGUUGGGGCAUGCGCCAUCCCUAUUUUCGUGUACCUUAUUGGUGGAUUGGGUCAGCUGUGGCCCGUAAAUUUUGGGACUCCUGUGUCUGCCUACAAAGCAUUAGAUGUUAUUUCAGGGCUUGCGUCGAUUCUGUCGCUUACCUUAGUAUCAUUAGAAAGGUUAUGCGCUACCCUGUGGCCUCUGCGUCACAGAGUAAUAAAAACACGAUUCUACGCGUCAGGAAUUCUGUUGGUGUGGUUCAUAGCUAUCGCGGCAACAGCAGCUGGACUUCUUACAAGUCACACUUCACCUUCCCUGAGAUUCCUCUUUUACAGUUCUGUUGUUAUUCUCUCUGUGUGCUGUGUAACAGUUUUAUCUACAAAUUUGGUCAUCUGGAUUCACGUGAGCAAUCGCCACGUAUCAUCUCACUUCCGUAACGCAGCUUUACAAGAGCGACGACUAACUAUUACAUUACUGAUUGUCACGCUAAUUUCCCUAUCCUCGUGGCUUCCGUUUACGAUUAUAAAUAUCGUGAACCAAGUUCAUCCGUUUUCAGUGAACCUGACACUAAUUUAUUUCACGAAACUGCUACACUAUGGAAACUCUUGUGCAAAUGUUUUCGUUUACUCCUUGAGGAUCACGGAGUUCAGAAAAGCUUUUGAAAAAUUAUUCUGCUGUCCUCAGUCUGCAAUCAGUGAGAAAGCUGUUUUGCUUCAGGCUCAAAUAGCACGUUUAUCAAAAGAUAUCCCAGCAAUGGAAAUGGGGAUUUUGACAUCUAACUUUUUGAACAACUACAGAGCGAGACAUUCACAAGGCAGACUCUUGACGUGAUCGUGGGAUCUGGACACAAAGGUAGCUACUUUACACUGCCGCUGACCUUGAGGUCUGAGAUAUGAAGCUUAAACAAGACAAUAAAGGCAUAUGACUCUCCAGUCGCACGUGCCUCUCUAUUAGUUCCCUAAUCUGAUUCCGAGAACAGCUAAAAUGGUCGGCGGUCUGAACUGUUGAUCCAUAAAUUCCGCAUCUGUUGCAAGAGAAUUGCUUGAUGAUUUCUGCCGUGUGGCUACUGAGAUGUGGAUGCAAUCGGGAGUUAAGAAAGCACUCGGCCAGCUACGGAUCGAACAACUCGUACGCGUCUUUGGUGUUCUCCAGACUAAAGCUACAUCCAAAGCUGAAUGGACGCACGCUAAGCACGCUUCAAUGUUUGCUUUGUAUGCAGUACAAGUCCGGCUAAAAGUUUAUCGAAAAUUUGAACUUCAGAAAAGUUGUUCAAACUAUCAAUAGCGCUUUCCAAUCUACCAAAAUUCCGGUUUGAACUUAGGAAAUUGCCAGUGCGAAAUGGAUUAGGAUUUUUGAUUAGCUUUUUCUUAUCCUAUUAAGUAAGUUUGUUCAACCUUUGUAUUAAACAUUUAAGCAAGAAAAUUAACGGAUGUUAAAAAAAUUGUCAAAUGAAUAAAUUUAAACUAGAUUUAAUC
Orbicella faveolata is the source of this 1672-nucleotide messenger RNA. Its product is annotated as histamine H2 receptor-like. NCBI's taxonomy places the organism in Eukaryota, Metazoa, Cnidaria, Anthozoa, Scleractinia, Merulinidae. Gene Ontology annotation, cellular component: plasma membrane. Gene Ontology annotation, biological process: G protein-coupled receptor signaling pathway. Gene Ontology annotation, molecular function: G protein-coupled receptor activity. The record is from RefSeq and is a predicted model, not a curated record.